Molecule: messenger RNA, 666 nt
Organism: Arachis ipaensis
Lineage: Eukaryota; Viridiplantae; Streptophyta; Magnoliopsida; Fabales; Fabaceae
Source: RefSeq, a predicted model, not a curated record
AUGGUGGUGAAGGGACUUGGUUAUACUCAAAGCCAAGUUGACCAUACGCUUUUCUAUAAAUAUUCAGCAGCUAAUAAAACUGCCAUCUUAAUUGUAUAUGUGGAUGACAUUAUUCUGACAGGUGAUGCUUUUUUGGAGCUAAAAGACUUGAAGGAGAAGCUUGCCAAAGCAUUUGAAAUUAAAGAACUUGGUUCAUUAAAAUACUUUCUUGGAAUUGAAUUUGCAAGGUCUAAAGAAGAUAUUGCCUUUGCUGUGAGCAUGGUAAGCCAGUUUAUGCAUUCACCUGGUCAAGAACACAUGUAUGAUGUCUUUAGAAUCCUAAGGUACUUGAAAGGGUCGCCUGGAAAAGGGUUACUCUACAAAAAGUAUGGACAUCUUCAAGUAGAAGCCUAUACAGAUGUGGAUUGGGCUGGGAAUGUCAUGGAUAGAAGGUCAACAUCUGGGUAUUGUACUAUUGUUGGCGGAAACCUGUGUUGCAUGAUAGAACUAAACAUGUUGAAGUUGACAAGCAUUUUAUCAGGGAAAAGAUUGAGAGGACAGAUUUGCAUCUCAUAUGUUCCAACCACGGAACAAUUAGUAGAUGUCCUAACAAAAGGAUUAUCCAAGAAGACUUUUGAUAGCAUAAUAAGCAAACUGUCAAUGAAUGAUAUCUUCAAGUCAGCUUGA